Messenger RNA from Oryza brachyantha (malo sina), 3093 nucleotides. Its product is annotated as ubinuclein-1. Lineage: Eukaryota; Viridiplantae; Streptophyta; Magnoliopsida; Poales; Poaceae. The transcript is spliced from 15 exons. The record is from RefSeq and is a predicted model, not a curated record. Bases 1 to 1986 code for a protein of 661 amino acids. Gene Ontology annotation, cellular component: nucleus.
AUGGGCGAACCCGUGGUCGCUCCGCGCGCCCCCGCGGCGGCGGGAGAUGCUAGGACCGCCGUGGAGACCGCGCGCUGUGGCGCGGUGGCGCCGUCGCCUGCCGUGGCCCCGGCGGUGGCGGGCGGGGGAGGGGGAGGGGGAGGGGAAGGGAGGCGGGUGUUCUCCGUGGAGCUCCGGCCUGGGGAGACCACCAUUGUGUCGUGGAGGAAGAUGCUCAAGGAGGCCGGCGCCUUGCCGACCCAUCUGCCGGCCGCGGCGGCACGGCCGCUGGUCGGCGCUCUCCCUGGACCAUCUGGUGCGAAACAUCCUACUGAAAAUGACCCUGCUCAAUCAAAUCGAUUCAAUGCAGUUAUUGAGAAAAUUGAACGCCUUUACAUGGGCAAAAACAGUAGUGACGAGGAAGAUUUGGUUGUUGUGCCUGAUGAUGAUCAGUAUGACACAGAAGAUUCGUUUAUUGAUGAUGAUGAAUUGGAUGAAUAUUUUGAAGUUGACAAUUUGGCAGCCAAGCACAAUGGUUAUUUUGUAAACAAAGGAAAAUUGGAACAAAUUGAGUUUGACCCAGUACAGACUGCGGAGCCAAAGAAACGAAGACGGAAAGACUCAUCGAGUUCAUACAUUGAAAAUAACAAGGAAUUUGCUCUGGGUUCUUCAUCAUACAUAGACAUGCCUUUAAAAGACUUUAAAAGAAGAACUCUGCAAACGGAGAAGAACAAUAGUAACGCCCUUGAAAGAGUCCAGAAAAAGAAUUUCAGUGAUCCUACAACUGGUGCUGAGUAUGCUGCACAUCUUAAGAUGACAGCAUACCGGGACAAGGAUGCUCCAGGACAUCUUGGCGUCCAACAGGAAAAAGCCUCUAACGAGGCGAAUCAAGAUUUAUCAAAGAACACGCACCACAACGAGAAACAUAAUGCCAGUGAAAUUUCUGGUUUGAAUAUUGCCAGUAGCAUCUAUUCAACAGAAACAAUGCAUUUGGCCACAAAAGGCCGUAUAGAAGGUUCAGGUACCAAGACCAAGGGCACCAGACUUGAACGAGCUAUCCGUGACCUCCAAAACAUUGUCACUGAAUACAAACCGCAGAUUCUUGAUGUACAUGAAGCUGAGGCAAAUUGCCAGGUAGCAGUUAAAAGAAGAUUGCCACAAGAAGUAAAACAAAAACUUGCUAAGGUCGCAAGGUUAUCGGCAAAUCAAGGAAAAAUCUCAGAACGUGAAAUGAUCAAUCGUCUCAUGGGCAUAGUUGGCCAUCUUGUGCACCGUAGGACACUGAAGAGAAACAUGAAAGAAAUGGUUCAAUCAGGUUUGAGUGCUAAACAAGAGAAGGCUGGGAAAUUGCAACAAGUGAAAACGGAGAUCUAUGAAAUGAUUAAAACACGUCUAGCCACCAAACCUAAGGGUGCUGAACAUAAGGAUGAAUCUACAAAUGGUUUUCAGGAUGCUGUUACUAAUGAUGACAGAAGGGCCUUGAGAGGAAAAUCUAUUAUGGAUACUGUAUUGGAGGACAGGAUCUGUGACCUAUAUGAUCUCUAUGUUGAGGAUAUGGAUGAAGACAAGGGCCCUCAAAGUCGUAAGUUGUAUGUAGAGCUUGCCGACAUGUGGCCUCAGGGCCACAUGGAUAAAAUUGGAAUUCGGGAUGCUAUUUCUAGAUCACAGAAGAGAAGGAAUUUAUUAUACAGGCAGAGGAAGGUCCGCAAUGACCAGAGUCAGGCUGCUGCUGCCAAGUUGCGUGAUUGCAACCCUGCCGCCCCACGGCCUUCACAGGCCCAGCAAAUUACGCAGCAACCCAUGAAAGUCUCUCAGCCAUCUACGACAGGCACACAAACCAUGCAGCCGAGCAGCAGAAAUGUCGAGAAAAUUCGUGAAACGAGUGUCGGUGCAGGGCCGGACAGCAACCGGAGUUCUACUGAAAUGAAGAAGCGUAAACUACACUCUUCUGAGGAUAGGCAAGUUAAGGGCACUCACACUGCAGGCGUGCCCUCGAAUGCCACCUAGGCCCAAACCACACAUAGGCAACUUGGCCCACAGUGCAGGCCACCCAAGGAGCAGAGUGGGGGCAAUGCAAUCAAGGCCAGGCAGUCCGCAGUGCAUGUCUUCAGCCCAGUAGCCCGAAAUGUAAAAAGACAACCUUGUCCCCGUCAGGGGUAUUGGCCCAAAACGAGGUGGGCAUUGCUCUCCCCCAUGGUUCGUAUUCUUGGAGAAGUCGUAUAGUCGAUCUCUCCCCUUUCCCGUUCACUUUGUCAUCGAUUCGACGGCGACGAUAACACGAUGAAGCGGCGCAGCGGCAAGCGAACGGCAACCCGGGAGGUCAAGCUAGAGGUCAAGAUGGAGGACGGCAUUGGGACGUCGGCGGGCAGGAGUAGGCGUCUUCGUGCGACGGCUGUACGCGCGGGCAGGAGGGGCCCGUCGCCGUCGUCGUCCGACCGGCCGUCAUCGCCGUAUCCACCGGAGCAAACACAUCGAUGGAGUCAGAUGCCGAGGUAACCCCCUUUGAUAUCUCCCGUCCGGAUUCGUCUUCCGCAGGGGGAGGUCUGAUUCCUCCAGCAUCCUCGUCUGGACCGAACCGAGAAGGCGAACGGUGAUUGUGCUGGAGAGCUCGACCAAUACCUCCUCCCAUCGCACCUACAAUGGACCAUCGGACGAGCACAAUCCCGGAGCACUGUCGGAGCAGUCGCCGCAACGGGCAGCAUCAGCGGCUGGUAGUCACGGAGAUGCGACCGGGGCCGAAGGGCAAAUUCUGGCGGUCGGUGGGAUUCGUAACGCCGGCGAUAUCGAGAUGGAGGUGACGAAGAUGAAGGGAGCACUUGCAGCGUUUGCUUGUGGGUUCAUGGCUGUCACAUGGGUCGUUGCUGUUUGGUUGUUCUAGGUUUUAGUUGGGACUUGGGGUUAAGCUUUUGGGCAGGAUGGGUUGUUAGCAAUGAUCGAAUGGCUGACGUAUGUGUAUAUUUUAUAACCUGGAUCGGGUUAGCACUGGCACUGUGCCUUUCAGUUAUGUAAUGUGGCACUUCGGUUGUGGGUGUUUGUCUUUUGGGUAGGGUGGUCACAAAAUGAACCUUGUUAUGUGCUAUUAUGACAAGCUAAUGACUCGUUGCAGUGCUGUUA